This is a messenger RNA of Darwinula stevensoni, 4906 nucleotides long. Lineage: Eukaryota; Metazoa; Arthropoda; Ostracoda; Podocopida; Darwinulidae. The record is from the annotation of a GenBank genome assembly.
AUGUCAGAGCUGAAGUACAAGCGGAGAGUGUACAAGAUGCUGAAGCUGGAUGAGAAGGCCAUCAAGAGCAUGCACUCGCGCGCCACCCUGCGGCGGUUCCUGGAGCUAGUCAAGGACGGGAACGCGGACAAGGCCUCCAAGAUGUGCGCCAAGGGCCUGGACCCCAACUUCCACUGCCAGGAAUCUGGGGAGCAUGUGAAUGAAGUCAUUUUUCUUCGUUCUUGUCUUGUUAUCCUCAUCCUUGGUCCUGAUCCUGCUAAUCCCGAUCCCCAGUCGAGGCUAGAGAAACUGCGCCGUGACACGCCGCUGCAGCUGGCGACGGGACUGAAGAACCCGGGACCGAUGCUGAUGUCCCUGGUGAACGGCGGGGCCCUGCUGGACUUCCGGAGCCGGGACGGCGCCACGGCGCUGCACCGGGCCGUGUCCCGAGACAACCUCCCGGCCGUUCGCACCCUCCUGGACCUGGGGGCGUCGCCGAACUACAAGGACCUCAAGGGCCUCACGCCCUUGUACUACUCCGUCCUGAAUCCCUCGGGCGAACCCCUAGUCUGUCAGGCUCUCCUCCACGAGAGGGCUUCCAUCGGGGCCCAGGACGCGCAGGGAUGGCACGAGGUCCACCAGGCUUGCCGGAACGGGCUGGUGCAGCACCUGGAGUUCCUCAUCUACUACGGGGCGGACGUGAACGCCCAGAACGCGCCGGGGAACACGCCGCUACACGUGUGCGCCGUGAACGGGGGGGAGUCGUGCGCCCGACUCCUCCUGUUCCGCGGGGCGGACAAGCAAGCCCGGAACUUUGCCCACCAGACCCCAUAUCAAGUGGCCGUCAUUGCGGGCAACGCCAAGCUUGCUGAACUCAUCCAAAACCAUCGCGACGAGGACAUCGUACCAUUCCGAGAGUCUCCCAAGUACAACCCACGCCGGCGACCCUCGACGGCCUCCUCCCUGAGCCGCGCGGGGUCGGACCACCAGCUGGACCCCUCGGGGCUGCUGCCGCCGAGUCCCUCCCCGUCGCACUGGUCCCUGCCGCCGCUGAGCUCCGCCUCGUCCUCCUUCUCCGACGCGUCGUCUUCCACCUGCACCCAGGACGAUGGGGACAACAACUCUUCCAUCAAGUCAGACAAGAGCGAUGUGGUAAGCGAGAGCUCAGGAGUGGUGACCAGCGGCAGCAACAGCGGAUCAGGAGACGGGGACUCCUCGACCGGGGCCGUGACCCCCACGGAGUCAUCGUGCAAGAUCCCUGUCGCCAGCCACCCGGUCGCCGGCCAUUCGAUCGCCGGCCACCCGGUCACAGCCGUCUGCAUCCAGCAUUAUUCCUCGCCCGAUCCCAGCCAUCUGUCGCUCAAUGUCGGCGAUUUUGUCGAGGUGACGGGUUCCACAGAUUCCGGGUUCUUCGAGGGAGUCUCAGGUGGGACGUCGGGGCUGUUUCCCGCCCAGUGCGUCCAGGAAGUGAAACUGCGGGGGCAGACCCCCAUGUCCGCGUCGUAUUCUGAGCCGUCGAGUCGUAUGGACGGACCCAGACGAAUGUACGACUCGACUGAGGUUGGAUCUUACAGCGUCGGGAACGCGCGGACCGUGGCGCUGCAUCGCGGGCCGCGGGGGUUCGGGUUCGUGCUGAGAGGCGCGAAGGCGCAGAGCCCGCUCGUGGGGCUGAUGCCGUCGGAGCGAUGCCCCGCGCUCCAGUAUCUGGACCAAGUGGACCCCGGCGGGGUCGCGGCCGAAGCGGGUCUCCUCAGGGGAGACUUCCUCCUUGCUAUCAACGACGAGGACGUGUCCCAAGCCCCGCACGAAGUCGUGGUGGAGCGGAUCAAGGAGUCUGGUGACCGAGUGAAGAUGACCGUGGUGACGGUAUUGGACGAGCCGAGGGAGGGGGACGUGGAGACCCCCGGCCCCCGGCCCUGGGCGACGCUGCCCCGGAACAUCAACAUGGGUCGGUCACCGCUGGCACCGCCUGUGCCCAGAAGGGAUCCCCGCACCAGCCUCAGUGUGGGCCGGGCGAGAGCCCGCUCUUUCGUUGGUACCCUCUCGCAAAUGGGUGAGCACUCUUUCCUGUCUUCAACUCUUCAUGCAUGGGUGAUUCCACGGCCACUAAAUGCAAAUCCAUGCACAAUACCUGCCACCUUCCCGAGGACAGAAUCAUCCCGCUAUUCCUCCACAGAGCACGGCGACUGCCCCGAUACCCCCCGAACGGCCACGAUCCGAUCGCGACCGCCCUCGCGACGGCUGACGGCCAACCAAGUGGAGGAGAUCUUCCUGGCAGAGAGCCCCCCGUCGAUCGAGAGCCCGUCGAAAACCGGGAAGGCACACAAGGUCUAUGCGUCUGUGGCUGAAAUGAAGCGACUGAAGCAGGCAAGGAAGCAGAGGAGCCAGGCAGAGUUGACAGCCCUGCACAAGUCAUACCACAGCUCCCCCAGCCUCAACAAAGAGAACGAAGGGCCCACGUCCCUCCCUUACAUCCCGGUGACGCCGACCGCCGCCCCGAUCUCGAGCGACCGACGCAGCCUGAGCCAGGAGGCCAUCCCCCAGCCACACGACCCGCACGACCCCGAUGACUUCCCCACCCCCGUGGCCGACCACCCCCUGCUCCCCGGUCCCGAGUCGUACAGCGACGACAACGUCCAGUACCUCCUCCGACGCGGAAUGAGGAAGGAGGAACUCCCCCGAUCCUCAUCCGUGAGAGGGCACCCACCCCCCGAGUACCCACCGCCGCCACCUCCUGCUGGACAAAUAGUGUGCGUGGACGUGUCUGGGAAAUCGGGGAAAUCCCUUUCUCCAUCCCACGGCCAGUCGAGCGAGAUCUUGUCGAGCUUCCGACCCGACAGCGUGGCGAAGCUUUACGCCUCGCCAGUCACUUUCAACCCGCAGUCGAAAACAGCCAAAGAAAAGGAAACCGGAUCGGCUAAAAGCCGCUCUCAGAGCUUACCACCGCGCCCCAAUCACGAUCCAGUGCAAAAAGUGCCUGCCGGUGCAGAACGGAAAAACACCACUCCGAAACCGCAGAACCAAAACUUGGAAACCACCAGCGGUCGGGCAUCCGGGAACUCCCCGUGGGCACAAAACGGCCACACGACCGUGCGAAACGGACCCAGAUCCCUCGAGGAAAGAGACUCUUCCUUCGAGUCGAACGACGGGGACCCCCACACGAAGGCCAUCCACGCCAUCUACCAGGCGAGGGCACGCCUUCGACAGGCGCCCCAAAGGAACCCUUCCAACGGGAUGUCCACCGGGGCCCCGGCGUCUUCCGCGGUCGACCCACAGUUCCGUCACAUCCUGGAGAAGAAGUUCGCCUCCACCCAGAACCAACAGCGAAGCGGGCAGACCAAAAUGAGCAACGGAGCCUUCAUCCAAGACAAGGCUCCUGCACCCGCUAAAGUACGGGUCGACUUGAGAAACGGCGUCCGAGAACCGGUUGCAAAAUACCGACCCGGCGAACGCACGACGAUCCCCGGGGAGGGUCCCUGGCAACUCAGCCAGGAGGACAUCCAAAGGGCCAGAUGCGGCCUCAAAUCCUCCAAGUCCUACCCCGCCGACCUCCUUCAAGAGGACAACGACAAUUCCUCGAGCGGCGUGAGCUCGGACCAGGACAACGCCUGCCCCGAAUACGUGACCGUGCUGCACACGGACGGCACCACCGGACGCGCUCGCCGGAACCGCCACGCCUCCGGGCACGAGGACGGCUCCGAGACGUCCGAGGGAUCCGACGACCUCGGGGAACGGCCUUGCUACGGCUGGGACAGCAUCCACAAGUCCGGGUCCCUCACCCGCAACGCCGUAUCCCUGGCCAAGUUGCCACCCCCGGUGGAGACAGGCGAAACCGAGUCGGAGGGCGAAGACAGAGGCUUCGAACGACCGAGCGACGACACCUCGAGCCUGGUCUCCUCCCUCAGCUCCCUGUCCACCUACAGCUCCGCCUCGUCGACAGGAAGCCUGGGAGUACGCCCCAAAGAUCCCUUCGGCAAGCCACGCAACCACCUGCAGACAUCCCGCGUGCGCUCGGAGAGAAGCAUCGAAGAAAGCCUCCUCCUCAUCAAACAGCACGUGAACUCCCUGAACGAGGUGAACAUCCUCGCCGGCCUCGCCCCACCCUCGGACAACGACCGAACCCCCGGCGAAGUCGGAGGCCUCGCCAUCGCCCCACCCCCCGAGUUCUGCGACACGGAAAGCGAAAGCGAAGCCAGCAUCGAGACUGUGAUAUCCAACCCCAUCACCCACCGCACCACCAUCCGCGUCGGCUACCCCACCUCCUCCCUCACCAAGUCUUCCAGCACAUCCUCCUCCAGCCUCGAAUCCCUGCUCGACUCGGACCCCGCCCCAGGCAAGCCGAGCAACCCUCCCCGCAACCCUCCCCGCGCCAGGGUCGGAUUCCUCAGCAAGCCCCUGCACGAGUGGGACGUGUGGGACACGGCCGACUGGCUCGAGUCCCUCUUCAUGCCCGAAUACAAACGAUCCUUCGUCGAGUGCGGCAUCGACGGCCGCCGCCUCAUGGGCCUCAACGAGGAGGCUCUCCACUGCCUCGGCGUGAAGCGAUCCGGUCAUCGCCUCAACAUCGAGAGGUCUCUCAAACGCUUCAUGACCUACAGAACCAGCGUAUGAAGUCGCUAAAUCCUAUUCCUUCCCUGUGCUUCUUGCCUAUCCCCGCUUUUCGUAUCUGCUCAAGUCAAAUCGGAAAAGGAACUCGGCGGUGGCUUUUCUCGACGCACGAGUCGUCGACUGCAGGCCGAGACAAAAAAUUUCAUACAUGUGAUAUCCGCUUACGUGAAUGGCAUCAUUUUUCUAUCGGGGAGACUUUACUGGAUCUGCGCCAAGUAUUCUCUUUCCGCGAUUUCGUCGUCGAUCUAUUUUUUUUUUUCUUUGUGUCUUCCAUAGCCCCUUUAUCUUCGUUUCCUUUUAUGGCCGAGGACGGUUCAUG